AUGGAGGAAAGUAUUCAUAAUAUUGAGCUCAAACAAUUUGUCUUUGAAAAAUAUAUGGACAAUAGGACAGUUGCAGAUAAGUAUUUAAUUGACUCAAUAACAACAAUUCAACAAAAAGGUAAUGAGACACAAACAGAGGUUAGUACUUUAAACCAACGCCUUUCUCAAUUAGAGACAAAGGUGAUUCAACUAGAAGAAGAGAACAAAACACUGAAGGAAACAAUGGAAAAACAAAUAAAAGAAAGAAGUGAUGAAAUUGAAAAAAUGAAUCAACGAUAUUCCCUUUUAGACUCUAUAUUAAAAGACGUUGUCAAGAGUCUUGAAGAAAUGAAAAGCCAAAACAAAAAUACUUUAACGCCAGUUAUUGAAAAAAAAGAAGGAAAAGAAAUUACUGAAAAAAUACAAAAAGAAGAUAAAGAGUGUGAAACGAAUGUUAAUAAUGAGAUUGUAUUUAAAAAAGAUGAGUCAAAUGAAAAUGAUGUUUUACAAAAGACAUCACCUAUCACUGAAACUGCUAAAACUCAAAUCAAAGAUGAAGAAAAACAAGAGAUAGAAGUAGAUGAAUUAGAAGAAGAAUUACCAAUUGACAAAGAAUUAAAGUCUCAAAUAGAACAAAUUAGUACAAAGAAAGUUAUUGAUGUUAUUUAUAAAGGAACUGAAGAUGGGUUUAGUGCUGAAGAAUUUAAUAGAUGUGUUGGAAGUUACAAGAAUAUAUUGUUUGUUAUUAAAACAACAAAAAAUGAAGUAUUUGGAGGUUAUUGUAGUGAUGUUCCUGUUGUAGAUGAUAUAGCACGAGGAGUUUUUGGAGAUAAAAACCAUUUUGUAUUUACUAUAAAGAAUAAUGUCCCAAUUAAAUUUGUUAAAAGAGAAGUAAAUUCUUAUAGUACUUGGUUGUUCCCUGAUGACUCAGAAAAUAUUCUUUGUUUUGCUGGUGCUUUUUUGAUUAGCGGAAAUUGUGGAGAGAAUGAAGAAAGUAGAUUGUCUGGUAAUUUCAAGAGAGAAUAUGAAGAUAAUGGCCAAACAAUUAUUGACCAUCAAAAUUUCAGAGUUAGUGAAUUCUUUGCUAUUCAAUUGGAAUAA
Entamoeba dispar SAW760 is the source of this 1080-nucleotide messenger RNA. RefSeq lists its product as uncharacterized. NCBI's taxonomy places the organism in Eukaryota, Evosea, Mastigamoebida, Endamoebidae. Bases 1 to 1080 code for a protein of 359 amino acids. The record is from RefSeq and is a predicted model, not a curated record. The transcript has a single exon.